CUUUGUUUCAUUUCAGACGAAUUUUUUCCCUAUCUAAAGUUUUUAGAAUUUUUACUGUCAAUAUUUUUCCCGCUUUUUCGUCUUCACUCCCAGCGAUUCCAGUUGAAGGUGUUGCGAUUGUAGUUGGUUGUUUUUGGUUUUGCGAUUUUCGUCCUCGGGUCCGGCGUUAGUUUAUGUGUUGUUCGGCAUUUUGAAGGGUAGGAUUUGGAAGUUCUUUCGUCUCCUGCCGUUGCCUCCGGCGACUGUGUCCGUGGGUACGGAGCAAUUUCUCCCUCUACAGGUGAUUCCAGUUCGUAAGGGUUUCCAACCAUUGGUGGUUCGCCUUCCGCCCAAGGCUCCGGCGACUCCCUCCACCAUUCCUAUGUACGGAACUUUCAGAGAGGAAGAAUGGAAACCUCUCAACAAAAUUCAACUAAAAAGAAUAGACUAGCAGGGUGGUUCUCACUUGCCAAGUUUGAAGCUGCAGAGAUUUCUUUGAAAAAAACUCAUGUUGAUACUAAUAAAGAGAGCUAUCAUGAUGGAAUAACUGUAACCACUAAGGAAUAUGCUGAAGAUUUGAACAAAGAGAUCAUCAAUUACAAUGAAAGAAGGAUGAGAAGAUCAAAGUCUGGCGUGUUUUCGAUAACCUUGAAGCUGUAUCCGGGCAAAUACGAGAUCAAAUUCAUAGUUAAUGGACAAUGGAAACUCGAUCCUCUGCGCCCUACCGUCAACAACAAUGGACAUCAAAACAACCUUUUCAUCUUUACAUAUUUUGAUGAGUUAAUGUGUGUGUGUCUGUCAACACAUGACUCCUUACUGCUUUUAAUUUUGAUUUUUGAGUACGUUUUCUGCUCGACGUUGAGUUCCUUCAGGGCAGAUUCAUGGAGGCUACUAAAUUAUACUCCCUCCGUCCCCAAAAUAAGUUCCUCUUUGGGGAUGGCACGAGUUUUAAGGAAAAUUGUAAAGUGUAUUGAUAGUGGAAAAAAAAUAUGUUAUACUCCCUCCGUCCCAAUAAAAGUGGCCACUUUUUUUUGGGCACGAAGAUUAAGAAGGGGAUUGUUAUGUUUUAAUUGAGUGUGACCCACCAAAAUUAGUGAGUAAUUUUUAGAAAGUGGCCUACAAUUGUUGACCAAAUUAUUGAGUACUUUUGACAUUUUUAGAAAGUGGCCUACAAUUGUUGACCAAAUUAAUGAGUAAUUGUUGACUUAAUUAAAGUAAACUUUUGCCAUUUUUAGAAAGUAGCCACUUUUAAUGGGACACCCAAAAAGGAAAUGUGGCCACUUUUAUUGGGACGGAGGG
This is a messenger RNA of Salvia miltiorrhiza (redroot sage), 1278 nucleotides long. RefSeq lists its product as uncharacterized. The record is from RefSeq and is a predicted model, not a curated record. NCBI's taxonomy places the organism in Eukaryota, Viridiplantae, Streptophyta, Magnoliopsida, Lamiales, Lamiaceae. The transcript is spliced from 5 exons. Bases 388 to 1053 code for a protein of 221 amino acids.